GUGUAUUCAGAAUCUCGUUUUUCCGGCCAUGCACCACCUCUCUCGCUCACAUGUGACCCUCUAAUGUCAUCUAGACGUACUAUACAGUUUGGGUUGAGGACAGAACCAGCAGUAGUACGUAUAUAUCGUGUCUUCAAUUUAUUAGCUAGCUAGUGUAACUGUUAACUACUGCUUCAAUCAUUGGUCAGUUAGCCGGCAAAUGAUUCCGAUGGGCCUCCGUGGGCUAAUUUUGCUGCAGUCUUUGAUGAUGAUCAUCAUCAUUGUGUCAUCAAUCACGGGCUGUAGUGUUGAAGGAAGACGACACUUUUACAGGAAACAAGAGAACGACGACAACAAAAUGCUGCAGGCUCCUUCCCCUGAUGAGGACAAUACCCCUGUUUCGCCGGUUCCUGCCGUAGUUCCCUCCGACCCCGUUGAAGGCGCGCCGCCGCCCGACGUCGACGACGAUUCUGGGCCGUGCGUUUUUGACGUCACCGACUACGGCGCGGUUGGCGAUGGCGAUACUGACGACACUGCCGCAUUUGUGGAUGCUUGGAAGGCCGCCUGCCAGGUUGAGGAUGCUCUUCUCUGGGCUCCUCCCGACCUUAAUUUUAUGAUCACUUCCACCAUUUUCUCCGGACCUUGCAAGCCCGGACUUGUUUUUCAGGUGGACGGAGUACUGAUGCCGCCGGACGGGCCGGAAUGCUGGCCGGAAAAGGACAGCGCGAAGCAAUGGAUUGUGUUUUACAAGCUUGAUGAUAUGACUUUCAACGGCACGGGAACUAUUGAAGGACAUGGGCAGAAAUGGUGGGAUCUCCCCUGCAAACCUCACCGGGGACCAAAUGGAUCAACAUUGCGAGGACCAUGUGACAGCCCGGCGCUCAUUCGUUUUUUCAUGAGCUCCAAUCUGGUGGUCAGUGGUCUCCGGAUCCAGAAUAGUCCUCAGUUCCACCUCAAAUUCGACGGUUGCGAUGGAGUUGAAAUUUAUGAUCUGUCUAUUUCUUCCCCCAAGCUUAGUCCCAACACGGAUGGCAUUCACGUCCAGGACACCACACGUGUCAGAAUCUACGACUCUGUCAUCGCUAAUGGGGACGAUUGCAUAUCAAUAGGGUCCGGAUGUUCUAAUGUUGAGAUCGAUGCAGUCACUUGUGGGCCCAGUCAUGGAAUUAGGCUCCCUGCCCAAUAGCUGAACAAACUUCCGGCCAUACGCGUCAAACCCCAUCCGAAAAAUCAGACCCUAAAGAAACCUAGGGAAAUCGCCACUCUUCAAAUACUUUCUCUCUCUAACUAGGGAUGGACGGGUCCGGGCGGCCUGACUGGGGACUAGUACUGUUUGGUAUUGCUCCGGGCAGGGGCGGAUCUACCUUAUGUCCAGGGAGGGCCUAGGCCCAUGCUCAAAAAAAAAUUGUAUAUAUAUACUAGGUAGUAAUAAUAUGUAUAAUGUUGUGUAAAAAUGGUAUAAUAACUAUCAAAGUCGAUUUCUUACCAAAAAGCAGGACGGCUUGAUGGAUUUUGAAGCAAUGUUUGCAGCGCUUCUAUUUGGAAGACCUGAGUUCGAAUCCUGCUUAGAGCAGAAUUCUCUAAUUUUUGCAAUGAGAGCAUUCUGUUUUAAAAUUUUAGUUUUUUUCCCCUUAUAUUUUUUUAUCCCACACCGGAAGAGGAGCAGAUUCUUCCUUCAUAGACAUCUAUUUAAACUUGAUCUCCUAGGAUCAAUUAAUACAAACUUAAAAUCAUUAAAUGGGUUUGAUACUAAUAUUGGGCAUGCUUUGGUCUUUUGAAUAUUAGCCUAAAUAAUUAGAUCAUUUGGCUUGAAAAGUGAAUAUUAGUUCAAUGUUUAUGGGCUAGAGGUGUUUUAUGUAUUUGAUUUUGACAAAAAAUCUUAUUCUGGUAAAUAAUAUUUGUUGUCUUUGACAUUAGUUUAGAGAGUACUACAUUUUAACAUUUUUUAUAAUAUACAUUUUUUAAAUAAUUUUCGCCCCACCUGAUUGCGAAUCCUAGAUCCGCCCCUGGCUCCGGGCCAGGUUUUCCGGUACCGGUACUGAUACCGGCCUGAUACCCAGAUCGUGGUUGAAUAGGGCGGGCUUCAGGCCUGAAUUUUGGGGCUCGACCCGGUCCAAGCCAAACGGCUACAGUUUUAAAAAAUAAAAAUUAAUUAAUGGGCGGCUACCGGCGUGGACCUGACCCAGACCCGGUACUGUUUUGACCUGGACGGGAAGCGGUAACGGAUCAAAUCGUGUCGGUACUGGGCUUUAAUUAUUUAGAAUCGGGACCGUCUUGGCUCCACCCCUAUCUGUAACCACACAACCUCUAAAGUUCAAUUUGUUUACUAAAAAACAAAUGUUCAACCCGUGAGUAUCCCUAUUUUAAUUUUUUAUUAUUAUUUCUACAUAGUCCUAUUUCUAAAAGAUUCCGAAAUGGUAAUAAUUGUUUUUUUUCAUAUAUGACGCAAGCAGCAUAGGGAGCCUUGGAGUACACAAUUCACAGGCGUGCGUAUCUAACGUAACAGUAACGAACUCCGUGAUAAAAGAGUCGGACAACGGGCUGAGGAUCAAGACGUGGCAAGGCGGGACGGGGUCCGUGAGCGCCGUCACGUUCGACACCAUCCAGAUCGAAAACGUCCGUAACUGCGUCAUCAUCGACCAGUAUUACUGCCUCACCAAGGACUGCCGCAACCAGACGUCCGCCGUCUACGUCCGGGACGUCACCUACCGCAACAUCAAGGGCACGUACGACGUCAGGACCCCGCCGAUUCACUUCGCGUGCAGCGACGCCGUCGCCUGCACCGGAAUCGUCAUGUCGGAGGUGGAGCUGCUGCCGUCGGAAGGGGAAUCGGUGGCCGAUCCCUUCUGUUGGAACGCGUACGGGGUUCUGGAGAGUUUGACAGUACCCCCAAUUGACUGCUUAUUGGACGGCACCCCGAGAUCCAUAUCAGAUGCGGCCCAGUAUACCUGCUGAGCGCUGAUACAUACUUCCUCAUCCCGAAAAGGUUGGCAAAGUUUGGUUGAAAUUUGUGCAGAGAAGAGAGAAUUAACUUUAGGCACAUAUUUCUUACUUUAAAUGAAAAUGGUCAACCUGUUUGGGACAUCCAAAAAAGGAAAUUUGGCCAACCUUUUCGGGACUGAGGGAGUAAUUAUUUCAACAUUCCUUCCUUUAUUUAUUCCACACAAACAUAAAUAAAUUAUUACUUAUACGUAGUACUCCGUACUACUUAUUUACACGGUAUGGAUGAGGAUGAUGAUAUAUCAUUGAUAUAAUGAUAUGUAGAUGAUUUUGGUAGAUGUUCAUUGUUUGGCCUACGUUGCUUGUGACGUAUAUAUAUUGGCAUAUUUGUAUAUAUAUGAACUCAUUCUAUAAGAUGGUCAAACUCUUUUCUAGUUUGAAACUUUGA
Cuscuta epithymum is the source of this 3367-nucleotide messenger RNA. NCBI's taxonomy places the organism in Eukaryota, Viridiplantae, Streptophyta, Magnoliopsida, Solanales, Convolvulaceae. The record is from the annotation of a GenBank genome assembly.